Molecule: messenger RNA, 384 nt
Organism: Onychomys torridus (southern grasshopper mouse)
Lineage: Eukaryota; Metazoa; Chordata; Mammalia; Rodentia; Cricetidae
Product: cytochrome b5 type B-like
Exons: 1
Coding region: 1-357 (118 amino acids)
Cellular component (GO): mitochondrial outer membrane; intracellular membrane-bounded organelle
Molecular function (GO): heme binding
Source: RefSeq, a predicted model, not a curated record
AUGGUGACCCCAGAGGCCAGUGGCAGCGGCGGGAAUGGCGAGGGCUGCAACCCCUCCGUCACCUACUUCCGGCUGGAGGAGGUGGCGAAGCGAAACUCGGCGGAGGAGACGCGGAUGGUGAUCCACGGGCGAGUCUACCAUAUCACCCGCUUCCUCAGCAACCAUCCUGGUGGGGAAGAGGUUCUGCUGGAACAAGCUGGUGCUGAUGCAACAGAAAGCUUUGAAGAUGUUGUCCACUCCCCCGAUGCCAGGGAAAUGCUAAAGCAGUACUACAUUGGUGAUGUCCACCCCAGUGACCUUAAACCUAAAGGUAAUAACAAGGAUCCUUCAAAGAGUAGUACGUGCAAAAGUUGCUAGGCAUAUUGGAUUCUCCCCAUCUUGGGC